Acanthoscelides obtectus is the source of this 9689-nucleotide messenger RNA. The record is from the annotation of a GenBank genome assembly. Lineage: Eukaryota; Metazoa; Arthropoda; Insecta; Coleoptera; Chrysomelidae.
UUCACAGAUGAUUAAAAUCAUUAUUGAUUUAUUUUUUUAUAAUUUUGUAGAAAAUAAAAAAUAAUUUAAGGUAAACAAUUAAGUUCACGAGGACACCAAGACUAUAUCGGAUAAAUAUGACAUCCAGGCAAACUGGUGGAGUUCCUUUCUUCAGGUUUUAGAAUAUCAGGCACAAUAGGCGGCAAAAGUAGACGUGCAUCCGGGGGCGGUGGAGCAGGCGGGCACGGAGCCGGUACGAGCUCGGCUGGAGGCGGGGCAAUGACACGACCACCCAAUGACGAAAACCUGCCUACUGUCAAAUUGGUGGUAGUAGGCGAUGGGGGUGUGGGGAAGAGCGCCAUUACGAUCCAGUUCUUCCAGAAGUUGUUCGUCACUGACUAUGAUCCCACCAUAGAGGACAGCUACCUCCAGCAUGUUGAAGUGGAUGGGGAGUGGUGCAUAUUGGAUGUGCUGGAUACCGCUGGCCAAGAAGAGUUCAGUGCGAUGAGGGAACAAUAUAUGAGAAAAGGAGAUGGCUUUCUUUUAGUUUAUUCUGUAACAGACAAAAAUAGUUACGAAAAUAUAAUGCAUUUUCAUACACAGAUUUUGCGCGUAAAAGACAGAGACACCUAUCCAAUGCUGCUAGUCGCUAACAAAGUAGACCUUGUUCAUCUGCGCAAAGUUACAGAGGAGCAAGGUAGAGAGUUAGCACACAGAUUGGGUAUACCUUACAUUGAAUCAAGUGCCAAAGAUCCACCGCUUAAUAUUGACGCCACAUUUCACGAGGUGGUACGUAUUAUUCGCAACCAACCGCAGAGCGAUAAAGAUAAACGAAAAAAGAAGAAGCUUCAGAAGAAGUGUGUUUUUAUAUAAGUUUGUGUUCGUAUCAUAUUUAUUCGCUUUUUAUAUGUACGCGAAAGCUUUAUGGUGUGUAUUUAUUAUAUGUUGUACAUAUUUAUAUACUGUUUAUUUGUUAUUUCGAGCUAUUCAGCAUGGAUGAUGAAUACCAUCUAAUAAUUGGAGACUGUUGGUAUAUAUACAGAACCGAGCAAAAGUGGUGAAACAUUUUAUUUUUUAAAGAUUUUAUUAAACUACUUAUGUUUUAUGAUAACUUAAUAAAACUAUGCUAACGAUUAUUAUUAGAAAAUACAGCGAGGAAAAAUAGAGAAACAUAAUAUACAAAGCAAUUGUCAUAAUAUACAAAGAAGCUAAUGCUUGGUUGCAUAACCUUUAUUUUUGAUAACUGCUAGACAUCUUUUUCUCAUAGAACCAAUUAGGAUAUCUAUGGUUUGUUUUGGAAUAGAAUUCCAGGCGACUUCGAUUGUUUCAAAUAGUUCGGCACUAUGUUUGAACUUUUCUGGAUGUUCAGUCCGAAUUUUUUUAUCAACUAAAUCCCAUAGGUUCUCUAUGGGGUUAAGGUCUGGACCACCUAAUGACAUUAAUAUUGUGAUAUGCAAAAAAUGUUUUUAUUAAUUUCGAUGUGUGCUUGGGGUCGUUUUCGUGCUGGAACCGCCAUCAGUUAAUAUUUCCAAGUAUUUGUACCGGUCCAUAAUUCCUUCAAUUUUGGCGAUCGGUCCCAUCUGAAGACCACAGAAGCAACCUCAUACUUGAACCUUCCCGUCUCCGUGUUUGAUUGUGCCCAAAGUGAACUUAAGAUCAAAUCGCUUGUUUUUAGGACGUCUUACACAUAAAAUGCCAUCCGAUGACAAUAAAUUUACUUUCAUCAGAACACCACAAAGAAUUCCACCUUGUUUCUGACCAGUUCAAAUGAUCGUAAGCAAAUUGUAGACGGACGGUCCGAUUUUUCUUGGAAAUAAAGUUUUUUUAGAUGGUCUCCUUGCUGGUAAAUCACUCUCCCUUAAACGUCUUCAAACAGUGUGGACACCAAUAUUUACUUCUUCAAGUUGAGGUUUUAUGUCGACAGCAGUAGUAAAUGGAUUUUUAAGAGCAAGUGUUUUAAUUUUUCGAUUAAUCCUAGAUGUGGUUUUUCGCGGUCUACCAGUCUUAGGAGGGCUUACCAACGAUUUUUUGAGGCUUAAUAGUUUUGCAAAUACACUCAAAAAUGACACCUAUUCUAAUCGACGACUAAAUAUUUACAAAAUGUUUCUCUACUUUGCUCGUUGAACAAAGAACCGACCAUAUUAUAUAGAAAAAAAGAAUGUAUCCAAAGAUAAGCAUUUCAUUAUCUUGAGGUAGUCAUACAUAAAAAACGUUAGUGUGCAGUUUCGGGUUAGAGUAAAUCUUGCUGGAUUUUUGUGGUUUGCUUCUCUACUUUUGCUCGGUACUGUAGAUUUGUAUUGUCUCUGCUCUGUUUCUGGCAAUGAUACCUAUAAAGUUUAAUCUAGUCAUCCAUGAAUGCUCGUAUGCUUUGACAACAUGACAUGCGUAUUAUAGACGUAGAAUGUUUUAUCAAAGCUCAACUUUAAGUCAAAAUUUAGCAUACUUUAUAUUUCGUUAUUUCUUUCUCCUUUACCAGUGAUCACUUUUGAAUCACAGCUAGGAUGAUGCUAUAUAUGCAGACCCAGAUUUCUUAUAGUUUCACCCACAGAUAUGCAAAAGGAAUAAAAGUGUUAUCAUCCUAGAUAUAAUUUCAUGUGAACCUGGGUGUUUUAAUGAGCCCAAAUGGCAGAAACCUAUAGAAAUUGUAAGUUUUUUCGGUUUUAGGGAUGGUCAAACGAUAGGUUUUCCAUUUGUUUGGGUUGUGAGUUAAAGUGUGUAUUUUUCAAACUCAUAUUUUGCAACUAUUUACAUUAUUUAUAUUCCAAAGGUAUUGAUUAGGUUUAAUCUAAUUUUAAUCAACCUAAAUACACGUUUAGAACUUUAAGGAUUCUGUUCAUCCCAAUUUUCCAACGAUCGUUCGACAAUAUUAUAUUCCAAAUUAGUACUAUUCUUACUUGACUUCCUAAAUCAUUGGAUAACUAACAACGAAAAGUCGUCGAUAUGAAAAAAUCCACUUUAACUCACAUAAUAAUAAUUAAUAUAUAACGGGUAUUUUUUGGAGGUAUAGAAUUUUAAAUUGCAAUAAAACAACGAUGGAUUAUGCGAUUGACAUGAUUUUUUUAUCCGAAAGAUAAUCUUGUGGCAUUACAUUUUAAACAUGAUUUCUGGCAUACAGCUGGCUCGGAUGUAGUCCAAUCUUUACGUCCAGUUUUCGAUGACUUUUUUCAACAUUUGUGGCCGUAUAUCGUCAAUAACAUGGCGAAUGUUGUCUUCCAAAUGGUCAAGCGUUUGUGGCUUAUCCGCUUAGACCAAUGACUUUGCAUAGCCCACAGAAAAUAGUCUAGCGGUGUUAAAUCACAAGAUCUUGGAGGCCAAUUCACAGAUCCAAAACGUGAAAUUAGGCGGUCACCAAACGUGUCUUUCAAUAAAUCGAUUGUAGCACGAGCUGUGUGACAUGUUGCGCCGUCUUGUUGUAACCACAGCUCCUGGACAUCAUGAUUGUUCAAUUCAGGAAUGAAAAAGUUAGUGAUCAUGGCUCUAUACCGAUCACGUUCUGGCCAUCAUCGUUUUUGAAGAAGUACGGACCAAUGAUUCUACCAGCCCAUAAAGCGCACCAAACAGUCAGUUUUUCUGGAUGUUACGGUGUUUCGACAUAAACUUGAGGAUUAGCUUCACUCCAAAUGCGGCAGUUUUGUUUGUUGACAUAGCCAUUCAACCAGAAGUGCGCUUCAUCGCUAAACAAAAUUCGCUGAUGAAAAUCGGGAACAACGACAAUGUCGUUUUGGGCCCAUUCAACGAAUCUACUCCCUGCUUAAUGGUCGUUUGGCUUCAAUUCUUGCACGAGUUGGAUUUUGAGAUCAUUCCGCAAAAUCUUCCAUAAAGUGGAUGGACACAGAUCCAAUUCCUGUGGUCGAUGGCGGAUGGACUCAUUCGGGCCUUCUCAAUGCUACGCUCUCCAGUAGCAAUAGCUUCUUCUGUACGCACCGUACGGCGUCUCUGGGGAUGCGAGUUAUCAAUUAGAGUAAACGUGGUGCGAAAACGUUCCAUGGUUAAUCGAAUUAACUGCUCUGAUGGACGAUUUUGUCGACGAUAAAAUGGACGUAAUGCGCGAUACGUAUUCCGCACAGAACCGUUAUUUUUGAAAUUAAACUGCACAAUUUGCAAGCGUUGUUCAGACGUGAGUCGAUUCAUGAUGAAUUGCUAAACCAAACUGAGAAUAAAUCACUUGACAGCUGUCAAAUCGUUCGCCAUCUUCAAAAGUAAUGCUAACUUAAAGUUCUAUACCGCGAAAAAAAAACACCGUUUAUUUGUCAACUACCUCUAACGAUACAUUGAUGUAGCGUCGCCCUGUUUGACGAUGAUUCAUGGAGACAACAAUAGGUUGUUCAAAUAGAAAACGUCUAAACGGAAUGAUAAUAUUUGUAUAAUUUAUUGUGAUAUUGGAACUUGCUCGGCUUACAACAACUAUUUGAUAUAGAUGGAAAUAUAUAAAAACGAAUUGUUAGAAAAAUCAGAACUUGGGAAUAUAGAUCGUUUCACGUUUUUUUGGCGGAUUGGCCAUGUGCGGACCUCAACUUUUGUGGAGAAAAUUUCACACUACAUGAGCUGAUUUAAACGCAACUGCUCUUGCACACAUGAACUGAAUAAUAAUUGACCGUUGCAUUAAUCGACUUUUCAACAAAAAAAAAACCCAAUAAAUUUAACAAAGUUGUCACUGUUUGUAUUUUGAUGCACUGCUAAGUUUUGAAUUAAGAUCAACGAAAGUUGAACUCAAAGCGCACGCAUAUGAAAAGUGGGUUGUCUCACUGAUAGUGGCACGCAUAUACAGGGUGGCCCAACGAAAAGGUCGCAUCCCUAUUUGUAAGUCUCCCGGUACAUUUAUGGGAAAAACAAUACAGGGUGGUCCAAAAAUAAGAUUUUGCGUUACACUUUAGAUAUUUAAAUGGAAACUCUCCUUUAAUGAAUUUUUAAAUUAUCCAUGAAGUUUUUAGUAACUAUUGUAUAAUAAAGUUUAUACCUAUCUCCAAGCGUUGUGAAGCUAUUUGAGUUUAUAAUAAAAUCCUAGAAAUUGUGAUAUGGGAUUAUAUCGUAAAAAUAAUAUUCAAUAUAGUUCCCAUAGUAACAAGUCUUUAAAAUUAAAAACAAGUCUCCAAGUAUUGAAAAUACAAAAAACAACUUACAGUACACGCGCAUUGAAGUUAAACUAAAAAUUAAUUUGCUACAAGAAAUAGGUCGAUGUGGUAAUAAGUGCUGAAAGUGGUGCCCAUUUACCUCUAUGCAAUAAUAAAGAUACAAUAUGAUUUCCGAAACUGCCGGCCCGCACAUUUAUUUAUUCAGGAUAUUGCGAGUCUACCUCUCGAAAAAAAUGUGGAUUCGACUCACUCCAAUAUCGACAAUUAUAUCUAUUUACAGCACCUUGUAAAUAGAACGUACACUCAUCCGAGAAACAAAUAUUAAACAGAAACAGAUUUGUAUUGUUGAUUAGGCGUUGGGACAUUCAUUCGAAAAACUACAACCUUCUAUCAAAAUCGUUUUCAUUAAGCUCAUGGACAAGUUUUAUCUUGUACUGGUAGAAAUUUAUUGUAUUUCAAAACUCUUUGUAUUGUUGAGCGUAUAAAUCCUGAAGAAGUCGCCAGUCCACGAGUGUUUUGGGUAUUGUCAAGUGCUACGGGUCCCAAAACUGCUAUUUCUGCGGCUUCAUUUCUAACUGGUCGAUUUUUCUUAUCAACUUAGCGACUACUUAUUGUUUAUAUUUUUAUAUGGAUGUAACGCAUUAAACAACCGCGCAGUAGCUCUGCAAUGCUUCCAUUUUGGUAAUACAGUUUUGUUAUGUCUACCUUUUCUUGAAUUGAAUAAGUCAUUGUUCAAUAUUUAUCACAACUAGGUAGGUAACUUAACAAUUUGAAAUGAAAGACAUACGAUGACACUGAAUGAUGCUAAAUGUUCUUGCUGAUAUUCAUGAUUAUUAUUCUUUGCCCUGCAUUCUAUUAUUAUCAGUAUUGAGUCGGAUUUUAUUAUAAACUCCAAUAGCUUUUCAACGAUUGAAGAUAGAUAUACACUUUGUUAUACAAAACUUACUGAAAAAUUCAUGGAAAAUCUAAAAAUUGAAAAAAAUGGGGAUGUACAUUUAAAAAUCUAAAGUGUAAUGAAAUAUCUCAUUUUUGGAUCACUCUGUAUUGAUGAAAAGACGUCCACCUAGAAAUCAAAAUUGACGUGUCCGAGCUUUUUUCCUAAAAUAUACCAGGGGAGUCACAAAUGGGCGAUCGACCUUUUCGUUGGGUCACCCUGUAUAAGAAAUACUUAGUUGAAAAAAUGUUGAGAUGGCGAGACGAAAGUAAACAACGUAUGUGUGAGGGAGAUUGAUCUAUGAAAGUGAUACUGAUAGUUUUACCGUGACCCGCCAAAAAACAUGAAAAUACAGUGCUUAUUUAUUGGGCAAGUUAGUAUGCUGAAAUUCGACGUAAUGGAAUUAAUGCAUAAAUACUAUGUUCUAGUCGAAAAAUUCGGUAUGCAUAUUCUAAGAUGGCGCCGUUUUGGAACAUUUUUUAAAUGGAAUGAGGGGUCGUAUCAUGAAUCAUUUUGAAGCUCCUUAUGAGUAUUUUAUAGCCGUAGAAUAAAAAAUUACCCUCUUUCAAAAUGGCGGUCUGGCAAGCUGUCAAAGCUGCGCGUUUUUUUUUUAUAUUGAGUCGUAGCUCGACAACCAAUCAUCAAAACGCUAUAUGUUAUUCUAAUAUUCUUCUCUUGCAUGGAUCUAAUCGAUAUUUAAUAAAAUAUGAGACAUUCCAUUAUAUACACCUAUGUCAAAAUCUGACAUUUUUAUUAAACGGAAUGUCUCAUAUUGCACAUUCAGAUAUUGCCUUCCAAAAGAACAAGAUUGUUAUAACAUAAUAUUCAUGUUUUUAUGUUUAAUUGCUGAGACCGUCUUCCAGUUCGCUACUUUGAAAGAAAAGGACUUUAUAUUCUAGGGUUAAAAUAAGGUACCUAUCACAUAACCGUCCAUUUUAAUUAAAACAAUAUUAGCGCAUGUAUUCCACCUUAAAAUUGACUAUUGUCACUUUUACGGCAAUUAUCCCGAAUUUCAGCUCGCUAACUUGAUCCGAUUGAAAAAAAAGUGGGGAGGUGAGGGAUUUCUAAAAAGCACUGUAUGUCAUUUGUCUAGUUUUUUUUUAUCAGAUUUACAAAUAGAUGUUGUGCGUCGACUGACCGUUUACCUUAAUAAUUAUUGUGAUGACUCGAGUUAUAUAAUUGUCUUGUGAUGCUCUUUAACAUUUGUUUAUGCCAAAAAAAUCACAUAAAUCCUACACACGUCACAUUUAUACCAAGGAUGUUUUUCGGAAAUUGCUCAAUUUUUUUAGUUCCGUGAACACAUGGAUACAUGAAAGUUGUCACUUUGUACCAGCUCAAGUAUUGUAGUGAGAAUAAUUCAGCCAGGUCGAGUCAUCACAAAAUAUCGCAACUGCAAUUAACAGCACAAAGAUUUUUUUUUAAAUUUAUCUUCGGAAACGUACAGAGUUGUUCAACAAAUAUAAACUUAUUUUUCCAUUAAAGGUACAUACGAGGGUUGUCUCAAAAAUAGGGUUCUCACAUUUUUUUCAGGCACAAGGAAUUUUUUAGUUGAAAAAACCAAUUUACCAUUAUAAACGUUGUUGUUAAAGCCUUUUUUUCUACAUAGUUGUCACUUUUUCUACGCAGUUUUUUCCAUCUUUUCACUUGAUUCAGUCCUGCGCACGAUACACUUACACUGAAGAUAGGAUAUUACGCAUGUGGGCGGGGCUUCGUGACGUCACCCGGAGAGUUGUCGGCUCGUGGUUACCAGCGGCAGGUUUGUCGUAACGUUACUGCAGUGCACGUGUAUCGUGGUUAAUACUAUAUAGUGCGAUCUGUUGGUGAUUUUUGGUGGGUUUGUGACUUUUUAAAUUAGUUAUACAUACUUUAUAUACCCUGUGAUGUUAGUAAAUUGAUAAAAAUGCGGUGCGCUGUUGUGGGAUGUAAUUCCGACAAUCAAUCUAAACGGAAUCCUUUCCAACACAUGAAGUUCCACAGUUUUCCUCAAGACCCAAACCUUAGCAGAAAACGGCUGCAUCAUACAAAAAGAAAAAUCAAAGUUAAUGUAAAAAACGCUAGGAUUUGCUCGAACCACUUUUGUGAAAAUGCAUAUAAGGUCAAUUUGAAACAUACCCUUUUGAGUUACACCCCUAAAAGAUAUCGUGCUCUAAAAGAUGAUGCCAUUCCUAUGGAACAUUGACUGCCCUGAAAAAGCUAAGAAACUAUUUUUCAGGUGAAGGAUGUUCUUCCGGAUUACAGAACUGAGUAAAAGUUUGAAAGACCAGAAAAAUCGUGAAAGGAAAUGGAGAAAAAUUGGGGCUUAGACUAAGUCAUUGCUAUUUAUUGUUAUACUGCCAGCUUGCUGCAAAUGUGAAAUAAGGAUGAAUUAAUGUAGUGCAGUAUUAGCGUCAUGAGCAUGUUACUCCUGCUCCACAGAACAUACUAAAAUAUGGGUAAUGUAGAAAAAUCUUGCUUUUACAGUAAAGUGACGAUACACGCUCUAACGCUCUAUUGUGGAGCUAGAAAGCCGUUCAAGCUAUAACCUGUGAGAUAGGAAUUACAAUGUUGAAAUGUUUUAUUAAAAUCCGUCAUUUUGUUUUGCAUGAAAUUUUAAUGUAGAUUGUGUCGCGCGCACCGCUAAGACGAAUCCAGCGACACUUCAUAUGUGAAAAUUCGACCAGCCGUUUUCCAUAUCAACCCAAAUGAUAAUCACUCUCCGCGUGACGUCAUGCGCGCCGGCGUACGAAGAUCGAACAGCGGGGCAUCCGUACACUGAGUCCUUCGUUUGUUGCGAUGUUGGGUCGAUGGUGGGGGAGCCGCCAAACGCGAAGGUGUUGCCAGACUCCGCGGCAAAGUUACAUCGUUGGGAACACUAUUUUUCAAACAACCUUCGUAUAUCACUAGGAUAUUUACUGCCAAAUUUGGUAAAUGAAUAUUCGUGCUCACAGAAUAUUUCAGUACUUUUUCAUUUUUUUAAGCAUGCAUUCACAAAAAUAAAUAAUUGCUAAGUUAUUCAAAUUUUUGUUUCACAUCUUUGAAGAAUUCGAAUCCAAAAUAUUUUUAUUUGAAAAUAUUCUGUUAUCACUACCGUAAACGCGGAAAUAUUUAUUGAGGGUUUUAGUACAUUGUAAACAGAAAAGAUAAUACCUAGUUCACUUUUGUGAUACAGUACCAAAGAUGUAUAAUUAUUGGCAUACAUUAGAGGUUAAUUUUAUUUAGUAUUUUAUCUCAUAGCUAAUUAUUGGAAACAGUAAUUAUUACAUUUGCAGUAGGUUCAAUAUGUAGUACUGUGAAAAUGAAAAAAAUUAAGUUUUCUUUAACUCCCUACGAGCUAUACAAGUUGAAUUUAUUAUAGUCUUUUUCAGGAAAAACCCCCACCCUAACUUAUUUUAAUUGGUCAAGUCAGCCGGCUGAAAUUCAGGACGAUGAAAUUGACCUUUUGGAAGGGUUGAUCUGAAUAUGCUUUAAAAUAUGAUACUUUUUAUUUGAACAAAAAAAUUAAACAUUUCGAAAACAAUUUUUAAAUAUGAUAUUACAUAUUGCUUUUUGAAAAGCACUGUAUAUUCGUUUUUGAAGUAAUUUCAGUUACGUUAUAGGUAAAGAUGUUUACCCUGUAUGACAAUAAUCAUUUCGAUAAUACAUAUUUUUGUUUGCUUGUUUGAAAGUACAAUAAACUAGGUAAUAUUUUUUCAUAUUCCACUUGCAACGACACAUUUUGUUACUAU